CACGAGGAAUUUGGAACACACUCGCUAGUAAGAGUGAGGAUAGAUCCCUAAGUACUGUAUUAAUUUGAUAAAAACCACUGUCAGAUCUCAUUGUUCUUACACACGCAAACCCAGAAGAGUGUCUGUCUGAGUGUGUGUAUAUACAUAUACACAUAUAUAUAGAGAGAGAGAAAGAGAGAGGGGGGGCAGAGGGUGAGAUGAACUGGAGACCAGGGACUUGCUUACGGUGCUGCUUGGUGAUUUUUGCAGUGGUUUCUGCACUAUGCGUAUCUGGACCGGCAUUGUAUUUUAAGUUGAAGAAAGGUUUGAAAUUGAAAGGUGUUUCUGCUUCUUGUGCUCCAUGUGUUUGUCAUUGUGCCCCUCCUCAAUCCCUUUCUCAGAUUGCUCCUGGCUUGGCUGAUCUCUCUGUUACAGAUUGCGGAAAAGAUGACCCUGAUCUCAAGGAAGAGAUGGAGAAGCAAUUUGUGGACUUACUGUCCGAAGAGCUAAAGUUGCAAGAAACGGUAGGCGAAGAGCACUCUCAUCAUAUGAACAUUACAUUAGGUGAGGCAAAAAGAUUGGCUUCCCAGUAUCAGAGGGAAGCCGAGAAAUGCAAUGCUGCUACAGAAACUUGUGAGGGAGCCAGAGAACGAGCCCAGGUGCUGCUCACUAAGGAGAAGAAAAUGACGACAUUGUGGGAACAAAGAGCACGGCAACUUGGUUGGGAAGGGGAAUAGUUACAUACAGAAAUUUUAUAUAUUUCUGUUUUCUGCUAAUGCUGUCUACAUGUGAAUCCAGGAAAGAC
Messenger RNA from Sesamum indicum (sesame), 784 nucleotides. RefSeq lists its product as uncharacterized. The record is from RefSeq and is a predicted model, not a curated record. NCBI's taxonomy places the organism in Eukaryota, Viridiplantae, Streptophyta, Magnoliopsida, Lamiales, Pedaliaceae.